AUGCCUACCCGAUUCUCGCGCACCCGCAAGCACCGCGGACACGUCUCCGCCGGUCACGGACGUGUUGGCAAGCACCGCAAGCACCCCGGUGGUCGUGGUCUGGCCGGUGGUCAGCACCACCACCGCACUAACCUCGACAAGUACCAUCCCGGUUACUUCGGUAAGGUUGGUAUGCGUUACUUCCACAAGCAGCAAGCCCACUUCUGGAAGCCCGUCAUCAACCUGGACAAGCUCUGGACCCUCGUCCCCGCUGAGAAGCGCGAGGAGUACCUCGCUGGCAAGGGCGACAAGGUCCCCGUCAUCGACCUCCUCCCCUUCGGCUACUCCAAGGUCCUCGGCAAGGGCCGCCUCCCCGAGGUCCCCAUCGUCGUCAAGGCCCGCUGGGUCUCCAAGCUGGCCGAGAAGAAGAUCACUGAGGCCGGCGGUGUCGUUGAGCUCGUCGCAUAA
This is a messenger RNA of Colletotrichum orchidophilum, 447 nucleotides long. RefSeq names its product 60S ribosomal protein L27a. Gene Ontology annotation, molecular function: structural constituent of ribosome. Gene Ontology annotation, cellular component: cytosolic large ribosomal subunit; ribosome. Gene Ontology annotation, biological process: translation. The transcript is spliced from 4 exons. The coding region runs from base 1 to 447 and encodes 148 amino acids. The record is from RefSeq and is a predicted model, not a curated record. Lineage: Eukaryota; Fungi; Ascomycota; Sordariomycetes; Glomerellales; Glomerellaceae.